UAGCCACUUGCGUGGAUUCUAAGCACCGAACCGCAUUUAGUAUUUUCUCAAUCUCUCUCUAGUUUAGUUUGCGCGAUACGCAAACAAUCUUCCUCAAUUGAUUGAGAUUCCAAGCCAAGGGUGACGGAGGAGAGCUUGAGACAAUUCAUUUACUGGCGUGGGUCAUUUACAGAGAUAGUAAAGAUGUUCUUUGAGGGAUAUGGGUAUCAUGGAAUGUCAUUUGAGCAGACAUAUAGAUGUUAUCCUGCAUCUUUUAUUGACAAGCCUCAAAUAGAAAAUGGUGACAAAAUUAUAAUGCCACCUUCAGCUCUCGAUCGCCUUGCAUCGCUUCAUAUUGAUUAUCCCAUGUUAUUUGAGCUUCGGAAUGCUGCAACUGAGCGUGUUUCUCACUGUGGUGUCCUGGAGUUUGUUGCUGAGGAAGGCAUGGUCUAUAUGCCAUACUGGAUGAUGGAGAACUUGCUCUUACAAGAAGGAGAUAUUAUACGAGUUAAGAAUGUCACCCUUCCAAAAGGGACAUAUGUUAAACUCCAACCUCAUACGAAAGAUUUUCUUGAUAUUUCCAAUCCCAAGGCCAUUUUGGAGACAACCUUGCGGAAUUUCUCUUGCUUGUCAACUGGCGAUAGUAUUAUGGUGGCAUACAAUAACAAGAAGUAUUACAUAGAUAUUGUGGAGGCUAAGCCAUCUCAUGCCAUAACUAUCAUUGAGACCGACUGUGAAGUUGACUUUGCGCCUCCUCUUGAUUACAAAGAACCCGAAAGAAGACCCACAUCGUCUUUCCCUUCAAGCAAGGCCCCAGUUGAAGCAAAAGAGGAUCCAGUUGAGACUGAGCCCAAAUUUAGCCCAUUUACUGGAGCUGGAAAGCGGUUGGAUGGGAAACCUUUGAAGUAUGAGCCACCUCCGGUUUCUUCUACGGUCAGUAGUAGUUCUAAAGAAAAGCUGCCCUCUGUUGGCAGCGGGCAGUCGUCUUCUGUUGGAUCUAGUUCGCAAAGUAGCAACCGUCAGUCUCAGGGGAAGCUGGUAUUUGGCCCGAAUGCCAACCGCUCUAAGGAUAAGGAAACACAAAAGGAAACUAAGAAGGAAGAAGCACCAAAGAAAGAAGAAGAAGAAGCUAAGUUUCAGGCAUUUACAGGAAAGAAGUACUCUCUUAGGGGUUAAACAUUCUCUCAAAUACUACUGUUAUUUGGCAAUUUGUCACCCCCUUAUACUGUUCAAAACAAAAUUUCAUUACUUUUUAGUGCUGUGAUUUUAGUAUUACACUUGCUGCCUGAACAAAAAAAUAAUAACUUUCAUCUUCAAUCCAUGCCCAAGUUUUAUUUUAUUU
Molecule: messenger RNA, 1321 nt
Organism: Impatiens glandulifera
Lineage: Eukaryota; Viridiplantae; Streptophyta; Magnoliopsida; Ericales; Balsaminaceae
Product: ubiquitin recognition factor in ER-associated degradation protein 1-like
Exons: 10
Coding region: 184-1155 (323 amino acids)
Cellular component (GO): VCP-NPL4-UFD1 AAA ATPase complex
Molecular function (GO): polyubiquitin modification-dependent protein binding
Source: RefSeq, a predicted model, not a curated record